GAUAUUACAAUAUGUUACAUUAUAUUAUAUUACAUUACAUUAUCGUCUGUCAGGUUGUGGGCAGUAUGGACGCUCACCCCAGCAGAUACUGCGCUACAGUGCGAGUCCAGCGACCCAGACAGGAGAUUAUUGAAGAUCUCUCAUACAUGGUGCGAGAGCUCCUCAUCCAAUUCUACAAGUCCACCCGCUUCAAACCCACCAGAAUCAUCUUCUACCGGGACGGCGUUCCAGAGGGACAGUUACCGCAAAUCCUGCACUACGAGCUGUUGGCCAUCAGAGACGCCUGCAUCAAGCUGGAGAAAGACUACCAGCCGGGAAUCACGUACAUAGUGGUGCAGAAACGCCACCACACACGCCUCUUCUGCGCCGAUAAAUCUGAACGAAUCGGGAAGAGUGGGAACAUCCCAGCAGGAACCACGGUUGACACCAGCAUCACGCAUCCGUUCGAGUUUGAUUUCUACCUGUGCAGUCAUGCAGGGAUUCAGGGCACCAGCCGGCCGUCACACUACUACGUCCUGUGGGACGACAACCGCUUCACGGCUGAUGAGCUGCAGAUCCUCACGUACCAGCUGUGCCACACGUAUGUGCGCUGUACCCGCUCCGUGUCCAUCCCGGCGCCUGCGUACUACGCCCGGCUCGUGGCUUUCCGAGCACGCUACCAUCUGGUGGAUAAGGAGCAUGACAGCGGGGAGGGCAGCCACGUCUCCGGGCAGAGCAACGGUCGUGACCCCCAGGCGCUGGCCAAAGCUGUGCAGAUUCACCACGACACCCUGAGGACCAUGUACUUUGCCUAAGCCAAGCCUCACCUCAUCAGGGGCUUCGGACCGACACACACUCCCUCGAGCCAGUUCACCUGGUGCUACCAGUGCGCACAGAACAUGAAGUCUCACUCGUCGCGUUUUGUUGAGUCUGGCUGAACUAUGCUCUUUUUUUAAUUUAAUUGUGUAUUGUUAUAUACUACCUUCGCACUCCCACAUGUACGUAUGUAUGCAAUACGGAGGGAAGGAACGCAGACGAACCUGUCGUUUUGUACGUCACCACGAAGCUGCCUCUAAACCCGUCCGUCUGGGCUUCAAACGCCCGAAGUGGAGGAAUUGUUGUUACUUCCAUUGGCAUUAUUUUUAUUGUUGUGAGAUUUUCUUUUAAAAUGUUUAUUUUUGUGAAAGACAUGGUACAUUAGCACUUAGUUUUAGUCGUAAAGCACCGCGAGCCCAGCGUUUACGUGUUGUCUGUGAAGCAGCGCAGGCAGUGAUCAACUGUGUCUCUCCAGCGGUCGCAGCGGUGUCCGCUUAUCGGAUUUAGACUCGCCUCGGUAGUUUAGGAGUGGCCGAAUUAGCAUAACGAUAGAUGGACUCACAUCAGCAUAACACCCAAACCAGCAUUAUGCACCAGCCAAACAUGAUGCCAACCGUUCAAAAGAGCCCUCGUCUGUACCAUUUACUUGAUGCUCUUCUGGAAGGGUUUGAUUUUUACCAUUUGACUUUUCCAGUGCACAUACAUCUUCUUGAACUUACAGGAAUAGUUCACCCUACAAAGACGAUUUCUUUCAUCAUUUACUCACCCUCGUGUCAUUGCAAACCCUGGAUUAUUUCCUUUCUUCCAUGAAACACAAUGUGCUCUGUUUAAUACAACACUAGUAGAGGGUGAUUUAUACUGUAGUGUAAAGGAUAAAAAGCACCAUUCAAGUAUUAUAAAACUAGUCUGCGUGCUAUAGUCCAAG
Messenger RNA from Pimephales promelas (fathead minnow), 1720 nucleotides. NCBI's taxonomy places the organism in Eukaryota, Metazoa, Chordata, Actinopteri, Cypriniformes, Leuciscidae. The record is from RefSeq and is a predicted model, not a curated record.